This is a messenger RNA of Vicia villosa (hairy vetch), 1831 nucleotides long. Its product is annotated as protein REVEILLE 5-like. The record is from RefSeq and is a predicted model, not a curated record. Bases 158 to 1177 code for a protein of 339 amino acids. The transcript has 8 exons. Gene Ontology annotation, molecular function: DNA binding. Lineage: Eukaryota; Viridiplantae; Streptophyta; Magnoliopsida; Fabales; Fabaceae.
GACACCACGGUCAUUCAACAAACUUCCCGAAUCUACACAACACUUCGUUACUCAAUAUUACCAAAUCCAGAUAACAAACCAAACAGAAAACAAUAACAACACUUAACAACAAACUUACCCCCACACACGAGAAAUAAAACUCACGCUUUUCGUAUUGAUGGUAUCCGUAAACCCUAAUCAAACACAAGCCUUCUACUUCUUCGAUCCUUCAAACAUGGGUCUUCCCGGCGUCAACCAACUCCCACCACCGCCACAACCACCUACUACCGCCGCCGCAUCUACCACCUCCGAGGAUCCGAAUAAGAAGAUCCGAAAACCGUAUACGAUUACUAAAUCUAGAGAGAGUUGGACUGAUCAGGAGCAUGACAAGUUUCUAGAAGCUCUCCAAUUAUUUGAACGUGACUGGAAGAAGAUUGAAGCCUUUGUUGGUUCAAAAACAGUUAUCCAGAUACGGAGUCAUGCACAGAAGUAUUUUCUCAAAGUUCAGAAGAAUGGAACAAGUGAGCACGUACCUCCUCCUCGGCCAAAGAGAAAAGCUGCUCACCCAUACCCUCAAAAAGCUCCAAAAAACGUCCCUACUGCGUCCCUAGUCACUGGGCCAUUGCAAUCUUCACCUGCCUUUGUUGACCCAGCAUACAUUUAUAGCACAGAUUCAUCAUCUGUGCUUGGAACACCAGUUACUAGUCUGCCUUUGUCAUCUUGGAACUAUAAUGCGAAACCACCUGCUAGUGUGCCACAAUUGACUACAGAUGACACGGGAUGGACUGGAUCUGGACAAGCUGCUCCGCUUAAUGGUUGCAAUAGCAGCAGUAAUGACAGCACUCACCUGGCUUUGCCAAGUAGUAAAGGGAUUAAUCAAGGCAAUCAAGGCAAUGUGGGCAAGCCAGUUCAUGUCAUGCCAGAUUUUGCACAAGUAUACAACUUCAUUGGCAGUGUAUUUGAUCCAAAUUCAACUAAUCACCUACAGAGAUUAAAGCAGAUGGACCCAAUAAAUGUUGAAACGACACUGCUAUUGAUGAGAAACCUCUCCAUUAAUCUAAUGAGCCCAGAAUUCGAGGAUCAUAAGAGGCUACUGUCGUCAUAUGAUGCUGACAGUGAAAAGGGAAAGUUUGCUAAUUCAAGCAGCAGCAAAACCAUGCCUGUUGUAAAAUCUGAAAAUGCCGUUUUUUCUGCUUAGGGUGUUAUCAGUGGUUUGUCUUGAAGAUUGGACUUUCCAAUUUAUUUUGUGAGUACAUAAAGUAGGAGAAAGAGGAGCUGAGGACAAAACGUUUUGCUAAAAAAAAUUGAAGAGUGUAAAUGGUUGCAUCAUGCAUGUACAUAGAACACAUAUGUGUGCCUUUUUGAUACAUUUCUUGUCUGUCUGUCCUAGGCAUUGGUUCGAUAGUUAAUACUUGAUAGUAUCCUAGUAAUUUGUAUGUACUAUAUGUGUAUAAAGCACGAAGAUGGCUGUGCUUAGAAUGCAGGAGACUGAGUGUCCUGUUUAGGUUACUUGUGGAGGCUAUGCUGUACAGUUUGUUGAGUACUUUCAAGGUUUAUGCUUUCAAGCUUCUUUCAAAUAUUAACACGAAAGAGCGGUUUUAGGAUUUAGGAGGUGAUGUAUAUAAACUAAUAAAACAUCACUGAAGAUAGUUCUAAGUUUGUUUACAUGCACUAAGUCUGAUCUAUCAAUGAAUUCAAGGUUUGGUCUGUAAUUAGUUAGUAGAUUUAUUUGGUUUUGUCUGUAAUAUGUUAGUAGAUUUACUUGGUUUGGUAUGUAAUAUGUUAGUAGAUUUAUUUUUAUGUUUGAUUUUGACAUUUAUAAAACUCUGAUAGGAGCUUGAAGUUUACUAAA